This is a messenger RNA of Fopius arisanus, 497 nucleotides long. RefSeq names its product troponin C, isoform 1. The record is from RefSeq and is a predicted model, not a curated record. Gene Ontology annotation, molecular function: calcium ion binding; enzyme regulator activity. NCBI's taxonomy places the organism in Eukaryota, Metazoa, Arthropoda, Insecta, Hymenoptera, Braconidae.
AUGAGGAAAAUAAAAGCAAUUACAAUAGAUGAUUAUGGAUGAUAGAUAAGAUGAAAUAUUGCUAUCUAUUAAUUAAUCAACCUAGAUUUAUUUCUUUCUCUUUUGAUCUCGAAUGUGACGUGCCACCAUGCGCACUGGACGGGUGUAUAAUUAAAAACAAUUGUUUAUUUAAAUAGAAACAAUGCAAUCUGUUGCCAAGAUGGCAUCGAUGAUUGGUGUAAUGAUAAGUAUCUAAUUAAACGUUCUCAUUCGAUCGGAAAGUCAUUAACAGUCAACCUAGUGGUUCAUCGUGGAUCGUGAAUAGUUGAAGAAUUUUUAUUUAUUGACUCACUAAUUAAUUAUUAUUACAUUUGUAAAAUGGAGCCAGGACAAUUGAGUAAAGAUCAGCGUAAACAGUUGAAAAUGGCUUUUGAUACUUUUGAUAAGGAGAAAAAGGGAGUGAUUAAAACAGCGGAGGUUCAAACUAUUUUGGAUAUGCUGGGAGUUGAAGCAGAGGC